Molecule: messenger RNA, 4099 nt
Organism: Spea bombifrons (plains spadefoot toad)
Lineage: Eukaryota; Metazoa; Chordata; Amphibia; Anura; Pelobatidae
Gene: TACC2
Product: transforming acidic coiled-coil containing protein 2
Exons: 21
Coding region: 398-3643 (1081 amino acids)
Biological process (GO): mitotic spindle organization; cerebral cortex development; cell population proliferation
Cellular component (GO): cytoplasm
Source: RefSeq, a predicted model, not a curated record
GCAUGUGACCAGCUCAGGGAAGAGAUCAGCAUUCAGACAGAAGGAAAGAGCCGGGACAGGGAAGCGAAACGGUGCUUGGGUGAGAAUAAUAAAGCAGAGAUACAGAAAAAAUGGAAUGGCUGGCAAGAUUGAUAUAAUGACAGCAGUAGACACUUUAAAGUAUUUAUAUAACAUUUGAAGAAGUGGAAGCAGAGGAGAGCCUAAGGACAAAUAGAAAGGGUGAAAUACAAAAUACUGCAGGAAAAAAAUCUACAAUCAAAAAGAAGAGUGAGCGGAACGAAAUACAUCUGAAAAGGGCUGGCGUGCUCGUAACUGCUGCUGAUUUCACUGGAUGAGAAGUGGGAACUCAGUUGGCUGCAUGAUAUCCAUUACAUGACAUCUGAUCUCUGAGAGCAGGAUGGGAAAUGACAAUAGCCACCAAGCAGAGGCUCAGCCACAAACUCCAGCUGGAUCCAGACAAGUCCCAGUGCAGAUUCCCAAUGAGGUCACCCAGCAGGAGCUUUUGCAUCCUCCGGUGGCUGCACCCGACCUCCAUUCCCAGGGAAUAAAACUGCCCAAGGAACUUGAGGAUAAAGAGGAACCUCAUUCAUCCUUGCAUCCUUACCCCGGGGCUUUUAAAACAAAUCCCAGCGGAGACGAAUCUUUGCAGCAUAUUUGGAAGGAAGGACAGCUGCUUCCUCCGCUUCCUGCCGCUGAUCUUUAUAUAGAGGGUCAGGAAUAUAAGGAAUUUGGGAGCAGCCCACAGCCUAGCACCAUCAGGAGCUCAGAUUCUGAGGAAGCUUUCGAGACCCCGGAGUCAACGACUCCAGUGAAAUCUGUUCCUCCCGUCCCCAUUCCUCCCCUGCCAGAGGUUCAGGAGCAACAACCCCAACACCGUGAAGAAGACAUCCCCCCACCUCCACCACCACCACCUGAGAACACAGAUCUGGUGUCUUGCAUAGAGAGCAUAUUAUCAGCCGAGACAUCUGUGACUGAAGAAGCAGAGGAUACUCCUUUCCGCGCCCCUUCUCGCUCCUUCUCAGUGGUUUUUGAUGAGGACAAGCCUAUCGCCAGUAGUGGCACUUACAACUUAGACUUUGGUAACAAUGAUUUGACUAAUAACACGUCCAGCUCUUCAGCACCUUCUGCCAGGGCCCGUCGCAAAUCCACAGACUCUGUGCCUGUGAGCCGAACCAUACUGUCUCGCUCCUUAAGUUUGCAAGCUUCAGACUUCCAGAGUGAGGACGUGAUCUGCAGUCUAGGGGGGUCAGACAGUGCAUGCAGCACCCUUCGGAGAACCAAGAAGCCCCGUCCUGCAUCACUGAAGAAGAAACCAUCAAAGAAACAAGAGGCUACUGAAACCAAGGAAAUUAAGCCGACAGAGGCUGGAGAGACACAGGAAACAGAAAUAGAGAGCAGCUCACAGGCAGUUCCAGGGGACAGUUCUUCUGUACCCCAGGCUGAUACAGACUUGUCAUUUACUGGGGAAAUACAAACACCAGCUUUCUCCUUGUCACAGAUUUCCUCUGCAGACCCGCAGGAGGUCCCUAUUGGAAGUGACCUUCCUACUGACUCUUGUCUUUUGAGGGAAACUGGAAAGCAAUCUCCAUCACUACCCCAGGAAACAGAGGUGGCCCCUACUGCCACUGAAGCACCAGAUACCCCAGGAGUGAUCGGACAAGCUGUGAGGCUGGAGUUUGAUUAUUCAGAGGAGGCACGUGAGGGUCAGCCUCCUACCAGGAAGGGAAAGAAACCCUCAGGCAAGAUGCCACUUCGGAAACCCAAACCCAAGAAGGCAGUGGAAAAACCAGAUGCUCCUCCUGGGUCUUCUAGCCCUAUUCCCGUUGACCCCGAUGACAUUCCCAUCGGAAAAGGAUCCUAUACGUACAACUUGGAUAAAUGGGAUGACCCAAAUUUUAACCCCUUCUCUUCUAGUGGGAAGUUGCCUGAUUCCCCUACAGCUGGCCAGGAGCCUUCAGAACAACUUAAGCCCACUAGUCAGAGAUCGGAGUCUCCUGCAAAAAUGCCAGCUUCCUUUGAGAUACCAACAAGUGUUAAUGAGCAAAACAACGUUGAGAGCAAUAAGCCAGCUAAGAAGAAAAAGACACCACUGAAGACUGACACAUUUAGGGUGAAGAAAUCACCGAAGCGCUCCCCGGUCAAUGAAAACGGCUCCGAGGAGCUUACAUUACCUCCCAAAUCUGACAUUCCCCCUGUAAUCACUUCGGAGGACCAUGCUACGGAUGAGGAGAAGCUGGCUUCUUCAGUCAGCGGGCAGAAAUGGACGUGUAUGGCUGUAGAUCUGGAACCAGAGAAGCCAGACUACCCCCAGCCUUCCGAUAUCACCAGUUUUGUCAACGAGAACCAGUUCCAUGCAUCUACAGAUGACAUAGAAUAUGGAAACUCAUACAGUAUUGAGUAUAUGGAGAAAACAGGAACUUGCUCUCCGCUCCGUGAUGUACCUCAGACGCAGUCCUUGUACCUUAUGUUUGACGCAAACCAAGAAAGCCCUGUGAAGUCACCAGCUAAAUUCUCUGAGACCUGCACUCCAGGAACAGAUUCUAGUUUUGAUGGAAUGGAGUCUACUGUAUGCUCCGCACAGCUCCCCUGCCCUAGAACUCCCCCGGUGAUGCAGGACACAUCCCACCAACCUCUAGAUCGGACUCGGCAGAGGGACGAGGAGCUUGGAUGCCUGGGAAGUGGGAAAAUGGAGCUGGGCUCUCCCGAGGACACUUAUGUGGCUGCUGAGACUUUGCUUUCACGGAUUUCCCAUCAAGCUGCGCUCUGCGAUCAGCUCAGUUACCUGGAACCCGAUUUAGCAGAGAAGAACCCACAGGCUUUUGCACAGAAACUACAGGAGGAGCUAGAGUUUGCAGCCAUGCGAAUUGAGGCUCUGAAGUUAGCCAGGCACAUUUCCAUGUCCUCCCAGUGCUCUCUGCAAGCAGAGCAUGAGUCGACAGGUGUCAGUCUUCCCCCUCAUAACUCAAUAUACUCACGGGCUGUGGCAAUGGAGACAUCCAGCAGUGGACUCUUAUUACCUUACCAGCAGCCUGAUAUAGAUGCAGCGCUCCAGCUGGCCAGGGAAGAGAUUGCUGCCAAAGAGAUGGAGGCAGUGGAAUGGAAGAAGAAGUAUGAAGACAGUCGAUGUGAGGUGGUAGAGAUGAGGAAGAUUGUCGCAGAAUAUGAGAAGACGAUAGCACAAAUGAUAGAGGAUGAGCAGAGAGAGAAGUCCGUUUCACAUCACACAGUGCAGCAGUUAAUUCUGGAAAAGGAGCAGGCUCUAGCAGAUCUCAACUCUGUGGAGAAGUCACUGGCGGAUCUUUUCCGAAGAUAUGAAAAAAUGAAGGAUGUUCUGGAGGGAUUCCGGAAGAAUGAGGAAGUACUGAAAAAGUGUGCACAGGAAUAUCUGGCGCGGGUGAAAAAGGAGGAGCAGAGGUACCAUGCCCUGAAAAUCCAUGCGGAGGAGAAGCUGGACAGGGCCAAUGCAGAGAUUGCCCAGGUGCGUAGUAAGUCUCAACAAGAACAUGCUGCUUACCAAGCCAGCCUCAGGAAGGAACAGCUCAAGGUGGAUGCUUUGGAGAGGACACUCGAGCAAAAGAAUAAAGAGAUUGAAGAACUCACCAAGAUUUGUGAUGAACUUAUUUCAAAGAUGGGGAAGAGUUAAUCUACCGCUGAUUUUUUAGAGACGCUUGUUUUCCAAGCAGUGUGCACUCUGGAUAAUGCAGAAAAGAGAGAUCUCACCUUCUCGUUGUACCUAACCCUGGAUGAAAUGUAAAGAGGGGGCACCCGAGGCUCAGAGAGGCCCAGAAAGCGUGUAACGUAGGCACCCCUCCGCAUGCCCUUCCUGUAUCAGGGAGGCAGAAACCUGGCUGUGCAUCUCCACUUGUCUUGUUAUAUUUUAUAUGAAUUUGAUAUCCAGUCCUGCAUUGUGUUUAAAGAGCUCAGAGCUCAUUAUGUGUCCGGGAAGAACCCAUUGUGUCUCAAACUGUUUCAUAAAGGGUGGGAAACCUCAGCUACUGGACUUGAAGUUGAAGCAGUGCCAGCUGAUUCACGUAAAAAAAGACAAAAUAAUGCAUGAAAAGUGUGCUGUAAAUAAAUAUCUUAUGCAAAACCUGGAAAA